Molecule: messenger RNA, 804 nt
Organism: Oppiella nova
Lineage: Eukaryota; Metazoa; Arthropoda; Arachnida; Sarcoptiformes; Oppiidae
Source: the annotation of a GenBank genome assembly
AUGAUUGGCAGGGAUGACGAGGGCGAUUAUUCACUUGAAAUCAAUUCCGUGUCCCUCGAAGACGACGCUACAUUCCAGUGUCAGGUGAGCGGUGCCGGAGAUUCUGUGCCCGGAAUUAGAUCCAGAAGUGCUGUCAUAACAGUUCUGGUGGCGCCCGACCCGCCCAUCAUUGUCCAGACGAGAGCACAGGGAGAUCUGUUGCGCACGACUGCCGGCACUGUCAUUGAAUUAAAUUGUGAAUCAAAUGGUGGGAAACCGGCGCCAGAGUUGCAAUGGCAUUAUUCCGAUGGACAGUCGGUUUCGAGUAAAAACAUCACAUAUUCGUCGCAAUCCCUGAGCGACGGGAAACGGUUUAACGCGGAGUCGAAGUGGAUAUUCAUUGCGGGCAAAGAGUACGACAAUCGGACAGUCGUUUGUCGGACACAGAACUCGGCACUAAAGGAACCGCUGAAGACAACCAUACGUUUGGACGUGAAAUACGCGCCCGAAAUACAGCUAAAAGUGACGGAACCGGGAGGUCAGGCAAGAAUCGGCGAUAACAUUGCGCUGAGUUGUGAGGCGAAUGCAAAUCCUAAUGAAUUGCUGUAUAAAUGGUUUAAAAACGAUGAGAUAAUAAUUGGCGACUACAGCACCCAACUGUUGCUCAGUGCGGUGGACAGGUAUAUGAAUGGAGCCGUUAUAUCGUGUCAAGUGAGCAAUAGUGUGGGCACUAAUAAGGCCACACAUACGCUGAAUGUAUCUUUUGGACCAAUACUGAAACCCCACAACGAAACGGUGUAUGGCGUGGAUGUGAACCGGGAUGUG